GAGAGAAAGGAGAGAGAGAGAGACAGAGAGAAAGGAGAGAGAGGGACACACAGAGAGACAGAGAGAGAGAGCAGAGACGUCAGCAUACUGCCACAGAUCCAGCAGCACUGCAGAUCUCUCUGUGUGCUGCUACUCUUCCUAUGAGGGUGAAAGACAGGAGGAGGAGUGGGAGUGAGUGAGAGAAGCGUCUGGCAGCCAUCCCAGUCAAACAGUAAUGCAGAGUAAAGGGGGAGAUAGCAGUCUUUUCACUGAGCCUCAGCACCGGAUCCAGCACUGCGGCCCGGGAGCCCUCCCUUUGUGAGCCAGUGGGCGUGUGAUCUCACCGCUGAGAGGAGGGGCCCCCUUUCCCUUGUCUGGCCAAUCCUUGAGCUCGGUGACUAGGUCACGUGAGAAUCCCUCUUUCAGGUUGCCAUGACAAUGUGCACUGGUCCAGACAGCAUCUUACUGUGGUGAGAAGGGAAGAGAAGAGGAGGGAGGAUAGACAGAGGGAGGGAGAGCAAGAGAACAAACCCCAGACACCUCUGCUGUGCACCUUUCCUCUAAUGAGGAUGCCUGAGACGGGGAGAUAAAGACUUCACCGGAGCAGAGUGUUGUGCUAGAGCCAGGGGCUGGGGCCUGACCAGAGACCCCCAGAGGCCCCCAACUGGGGGGGAGGUUCAUGGGGACCAUGGGGGACCUGGGAGGCUUCACCACCACAGGGGAGAGGGUGAACCCGGCCCACAUCUUGUUUGACCGCUUCGUCCAGGCCUCCACUUGCAAGGUCACGCUCAAGGCCUUCCAGGAGCUCUGUGACCAUCUGGAGCUCAAGCCCUGUGAGUACCGGGUCUUCUACCACAAGCUUAAGUCCCGUCUCAACUACUGGAAGGCCAAGGCACUCUGGGCUAAGCUAGACAAGCGGGCCGGCCAGAAGGAGUACAAGAAGGGACGUGCAUGUACCAACUCUAAGUGUUUGAUCAUCGGGGCAGGACCAUGUGGCCUGCGGACGGCAAUCGAGCUGGGCUUCCUGGGCGCCAAGGUGGUGCUGCUGGAGAAGAGGGAUGCCUUCUCCAGGAACAACGUGCUGCACCUGUGGCCCUUUACCAUCCAGGACCUCAGAGGCCUCGGGGCCAAAAAGUUCUAUGGAAAGUUCUGCGCCGGAGCCAUCGACCAUAUCAGUAUCCGGCAGCUCCAGCUGAUGCUGCUGAAGGUGGCCCUGCUCCUGGGCAUCGAGAUCCACGUCAACACGGAGUUCAAGGGUCUCAUCGAGCCCCCCGAGGACCAGGAGAACGAGAGGAUAGGGUGGAGGGCUGAGGUCCUCCCCAGGACACACCCAGUCAACGAGUUGGAGUUUGAUGUCAUCAUUGGGGCAGAUGGGAGGAGAAACACGCUGGCAGGGUUCAGGAGGAAGGAGUUCCGGGGCAAGCUAGCCAUCGCCAUUACGGCCAACUUCAUCAACAGGAACACUACAGCCGAGGCCAAGGUGGAGGAGAUCAGCGGAGUGGCCUUCAUCUUCAACCAGAAGUUCUUCCAGGACCUCCGGGAAGCCACGGGAAUUGACCUGGAAAACAUUGUCUACUACAAGGAUGACACGCACUACUUUGUCAUGACUGCCAAGAAACAGAGCCUGCUGGAGAAGGGAGUCAUUCUGCAUGAUUAUGCGGACACAGAGAUGCUGCUUUCCAGGGCUAACGUGGACCAGGCAGCCCUACUAUCUUACGCCCGCGAGGCCGCAGACUUCUCCACCAACCACCAGCUGCCCACGCUGGACUUUGCCAUCAACCACUACGGCCAGCCCGACGUGGCCAUGUUCGACUUCACCUGCAUGUACGCCUCAGAGAACGCGGCGCUGGUACGCCAACGCAACGGGCGCCAGCUACUGGUGUCUCUGGUGGGGGACAGUCUACUGGAGCCCUUCUGGCCCAUGGGCACUGGUAUAGCCCGGGGUUUCCUGGCAGCCAUGGACUCAGGCUGGAUGGUGAAGAGCUGGGCCCAGGGAAACCCGUCUCUGGACGUGCUGGCUGAGAGGGAGAGCAUAUAUCGCUUGCUGCCUCAGACAACGCCAGAGAACAUCAAUAAGAAUUUCAGUCACUACAGUGUGGACCCCACCACGCGCUACCCUAAUAUUAGCCUCCACUUCCUCAGGCCCAACCAGGUACGACACCUCAUAGACACAGGGGAUUCAAGUAGGGAAAUGCUCAUCGAAAUGGAGAAUGUAGUCAACUCGUCAACACCCAAGCUCACCCGAAAUGAAUCCAUAGCUCGCUCCAGCAAGCUGCUAAACUGGUGUCAGAGGCAGACGGAGGGCUACAGAAAAGUCAGUGUGACCGAUCUCACCAUGUCCUGGAAGAGUGGCAUGGCCCUGUGUGCCCUCAUCCACCGCUACAGACCGGACCUCAUUGACUUUGACUCCCUGGAUGAGCGGGACCAGCAGAAGAACAAUCAGCUGGGCUUUGACGUGGCCGAGAGGGAGUUUGGCAUCUCGCCUUGCAUGACGGGCAAGGAGAUGUCCCAGGUGUCGGAGCCUGACAAGCUCUCCAUGGUCAUGUACCUCAGCCAGUUCUACGAGAUGUUCAAGGACACAGUGCCCCCUGGGGCCGGAGGGGACCAGAACAUGAGCCCUGAGGAGAAGGCUGCGUUGAUCAACAGUACCAAGUCCCCCAUCUCCUUCCUCAGCAAGCUGGGCCAGAGCAUCGCUAUCUCACGGAAGCGUAACCCCAAGGACAAAAAGGAGAAGGAGGUGGAUGGUUUGGGGAAGAGGAGGAAGACCAGCCAGGCUGACAACUCUGAAGACGAAGAGGUUUUGAGGGGUAACCGUGACGACAGGCCAUCUAACAGUACUGCUCUGACAGAAAGGAAGAUGAAGGAAGAGUCAGCGGCUGUAGGGAACCACAACAAAGUCAAGUCCAUGGCCACCCAGCUCCUCGCCAAGUUUGAGGAGAACGCCCCCGCCGAAUCCAAGGGCCUCAAAAGACAGGGGGAUUCUCUGCCCAGUUUGGGUCUCGUCCUGGCGCUGCCCCCUCCCCCUGCCUCCCUGGACCCCCCCAGGGAGCCUGUUCGCCUCGCUCCGGUCCCUGCAUGGAGACAGGGUUCCCUGAGGAAGGAGUUCCCCCAGAACAUCGGGGGCAGUGACGUGUGCUUCUUCUGCCAGAAGCGUGUGUACGUGAUGGAGAGGCUGAGUGCCGAGGGCAAAUUCUUCCACCGGAGCUGCUUCAAGUGUGACUACUGCGGCACCACACUACGACUUUCAUCCUACGCCUUCGACGUGGAGGACGGGAAGUUUUACUGCAAGCCCCACUACUGCUACCGCUCGUCUGGUCAGGCUCAGAGGAAGAGGCCGGCACCGACUCCUGCUCUGCUCAAUGCUAAGGACAACCAGGCGUCCUUGCCCGCGGCGGUCACCGUGGACUCCCCCGGGAGGGGGGCGAUGGCAUCCCCUUCCCCCACCGAGCGCCGGUCCUCAGUCCCGGAGGUGAACGGGCUGCAGGAGCCCAGCCUGGCUAAGCGUCUGCGGGGAACGCCGGAGCGCAUCGAGCUGGAGAACUACCGUCUGUCUCUGCAGCGGGAGGAGGACCUGGAGGAGGUGCCCGAGGAGACGCUGGCCGAACACAACUUAAGCAGUGUGUUGGACAAGGACGCGCACGCAGACCUGGGCUCCAGCAGCUCUGAGUCUGACAUGGAGGAGGAGGACCAGGAGGAAGAGGAGCAACAUGAGGAGGAGGAGCAGCAGGACCCCCCCAGCCCCUCAGACCUGGGAGGAGUACCCUGGAAGGAGGCUGUGGAGCUCCAUGCCAAGCUGAAGACUGACAGCGACCCAGGGGCUGAGGGAGAGGACGGUGAGGGAGAGGACGAGACACAUGGUCACAUCGCUAGGGAUCUAGAAGUGGAGGAGGAGGAAGAUGACGAAGAAGAGGAGGAGGACGAUGAGGCGGAAUCGACUGAUGAGGGGGAGUACUGCCCGUGGGAGCUGGAGCUCCAGUCAGGCAUAUGGCUGGAGAACCUCCAAGACGAAGAGGAUACCUGUAGAUUUAAAGCCAGAAACCUGCAGAUCCAGCAGGUGCUGCAGCCUGUGGAUCCGACGGGCAUUAAGAAUCUCAGACGAGUCUCCGUACUGUCAGAGGGGGACAAGGAGGAGCCUCCUGCCUCGGCCUCCCAGCCAUCCACCAUGCUCACCCAGUCCCCCUCCACAGCCCCCGCCCACACAUCCGCUCGUCAUGAGGCUGUGCGAGUCUGGUUGGAGUCGGUGUCCGGAGAGCCCUGUGAGGAUGAUGACCCGGAAGCAGAAGUGGGCAGCCAUGAUUUUGAGCCAGGCACCGAGAUGGACCAGGAGGACAUUCCCUCUGAUGCGGAGGCUGAGGCUCGUCUGCACCAGUCAGAGCUCAGUGAUGCGCUUCCUGAAGAGGACAAGAAGUCGCAGAGUCAGGGGAUCGCCUAUAGCAUUGAACAAACUAGUGUCAGUCCGGUGAAGUUAGUUGGGGAAGUUGCGCUCUCACCAGUCAAACCACUGACUCCACAGCCUGAUUUACAGAUGUCUCACACGUCUCCUCCCUAUCUGGUCAAAUCACCCGGCAUGCGCUUUUUCCCAGAUCCCUUUGCAUCGGAGAACAUCACAAUACCCCAGAGGACAGUUCAGACUCCCAACGCCAAGAGCCCCCAAUACGCUACCCCUGCCCCAUCCCCCAUUCACUCCCCUCUUCAAUCCCCUAUUCGCUCCCAGCCUAUCCCACUGCCUGAGACGGUCACCCCAAAAUCCCCUGUCAACUCUCCGCCCUGCUCCUGCCCCUCGACAGGGAACCCGCUGUCUCCCAUCUGUGCCCAGCCGCUGCCCUGCCACGAGCCCUCCUCACCCCUCACCUCGGACUCCCCUGUCAGAACUCAGCCUGUCCCUGCCAUCACCUCCACGCCGCUGGCCAAACCAGACUCCUCUGACAGGACUACCCCCGAGCCUCAAAAAUCUCUGAACCUCACAGACGAAACCCCGGUGAAGAAGACGGACAUCAUCGAGGAGUUCUGGCUGAAGAGUGCCGAGAUCAGGAAGAGUCUGGGUCUCACCCCACUGGACCGUAGCAGCAGCAGCAGCAGCAAAGCCCCAGAGAAGUGUCCUGUUACUGUGGGUAAGGUGCCCACUCCGGACUCCCCCUCGACCAAGUCCUACACCCCAGAGGAUCUCUCGGAGGAGCUUAGGCCUUCCCCUUCUCCCUUCACCGGUCGCUCGGUCAUUCGCAGGCUGAACAUUACGGUGGAGGGCCAGGUCAUCUCCCCUGCGGAGCCCAAGAGCAAUGGCUCAGAUCGGAGGGACCUCAGCAGCAGCUCCGGCCUAGGCCUCAACGGCAGCACAGCCACCAACCAGACCAGCCAGGCGGCCAGCGACAGCUACCACACUUCCGACUCCACCAUGCUCACCCCGCCUUCCAGCCCCCCGCCUCCCCCGCCCAACGAAGAGCCAGCUACUCUCAGGCAGCAGCAGAAGCACCAGGUGUCCUGGGACAAUGGGAUCGAUGGCCCCACUACACCUGAGCCAGCCAAGGCGGCACCCACCAAGACCAACAGCCCUGUGCCUGCACCGAGGACCCAAAUCAGCCCUGUGUCUAUGCCAGUAUCUGCGCCCAAGCCUGCCCCCAGGACUACACCGGUCACCUCGCCGGUCACCUCGCCGGUCACAGCUCCGGUCACUCCAUUGGUGGUCAUGAGACGGGAGAAGAGCAGCAAACCACGUCGGGAGGAGGUGAGGAAGUCAUUCGUGGAGUGUGUGGCGGAGAUCCCGUUUGCGGACGAUGUGGAGGACACGUACGACGAGCGGACGCCGGACACAACCAUGGACAGGUUCUACACUCCGCCCAGCAGCAAGCCCAACAGGGAGAGAGAGAAGCGUCCCCUGCACCUGGCCCUGGCCAUGGAAAACGGAAAGCCCAUUUUCCCUGUGAACCAGCAGGCCUCGAAGAGCCAGAAGGCCCAGCAGUUCUCCCCUGAGGCCAAGGAAAUAGCAGAGGAACGGAUGAGAGCCAGAGAGAAGUCCAUAAAGAGCCAAGCUCUGAAGGAAGCCAUGGCCAAGCAGCUCAACAAGAUGAAAGAGACGGACACGGCCAAGGGCGCCGCCGCUGCGGCUAAAGUGGUGUGGAACGUGGCCUCAUCAGAGACUUCCGGGAAAAGUACUAAGAAGUCAUCCGGUUCUCCAAAGACGUCUGCAGUGAAAUCUCUUGAGUCGAAGAAGGCUGAGACUCUACCAGAGCGUUUCUUUAGCAGUCAGGGUAACAAGAGUCUGGACAGCUCGACCGUCUCCUCCGACGGCUCCGCCUCGGGGGGCAAGAGCAAGAAGCGCAGCUCGCUUUUCUCACCGCGCAAGAACAAGAAGGAGAAGAAAGCCAAGAAUGAAAGCCAGCUCUCCGUCAAGCACGGCACAGACGAGACGCCGUCGCCGCCCAAACACAAGUCCCUGUGGAAGGUGGUGUUCUCGGGGUACAAGAAAGACAAGAAGAAGAAUAAGGACGACAAGUCAUGUCCCAGCACGCCAUCCAGCUCCAACACCAACGACUCCGGGAAGAAGCGAUUGUCGCCUCUCGGCAGGUCGUCAGAUUUGAAGUCGCGCAGAAACCUGAGCUUCUCUGAGGACUCGGAUCUGUCAUGUGAUGAUGUGCUGGAGAGGUCUUCUCAGAAGUCUAGGACAGAUCGGCAUACGGACAUCUUUGACCUAGUGUCAGGCAUUCAGAAGGAAACGAUAAAGGAGGAAAAAGCGGGGGAGAGAAAAAGGCAAAAAAUAAGGGAAAGGGAAAAAGAAAGAGAAAAGGAACGAGAAAGAGGUCGGGACCUUGAUCGAGUCAUAGAGGAAGAGGAGUCUGUUUAUGUCCCUCACGCAUUGGCGUUCAAGAGAGCGUACGCCACCAAGAAAACCUACACAGAGGAGGAGCUCAAUGCCAAGCUGACACGUAGGGUACAGAAAGCUGCCCGGCGACAGGCCAAGCAGGAGGAGCUGAAGAGACUGCACAGAGCCCAGACCAUCCAGAGGCAGCUGGAGCAGGUGGAGGAGAAACAGAGACAGCUGGAGGAGAGGGGCGUGGCCGUGGAGAAAGCCCUGCGAGGGGAAGCAGGAUUGUAUAAAGGGACUUAUUGUACUAUACCAAAACAACACAAAAGACGAUCAGACUAUUGGGGAGAGUCUAAUUACAGUGAAAUCCUGGACUUGCAUCUGGGCGUUGAGCCUUUUGUCGGGACCCCUCGCCGAAGACCUAUCUCCUUCUGCCCCUGCUGUUCCCCUGAAGGGAUGGGAAAAAAGGACGACCCCAAGCUCAUGCAGGAGUGGUUCAAACUGGUCCAGGAGAAAAACGCAUUGGUGCGAUACGAAUCUGAGCUGAUGAUAUUUGCACGAGAACUGGAGCUGGAGGAUCGUCAGAGUCGACUGCAGCAGGACCUGAGGGAGCGCAUGGCAAUCGAAGACCACCUGAAGACGGAGGUGGAGCUGGCGCAGGAGAAGCGCAUCCUGAAUGAGAUGCUGGAGGUGGUGGAGCAGAGAGACUCCCUGGUAGCCCUCCUGGAGGAGCAGAGGCUCAGGGAGAAGGAGGAGGAUAAGGACCUGGAGUCGGUCAUGCUCUCUAAGGGUUUCAAUCUCAACUGGGCCUGAAACUAGACGCACCAUCCCCUCCCAUUCAGAUAAUACACUACCCCUCCCCUGUGUCAGGGCUCAGUGAAGGCCUAAAUCACGGUUCCAUGCUUGGUCCCAGAUUCCUCAGCAGAGAAUGUGUACAGAACGGAGUUGUCCUAUCACGGCCCUUCUGUUGGCGAAUGUGCGCAGAGUUGUCCUAUCAUGGCUCCGCUGUUGGAGCAGUCUAAAAUGUUUACAUAUCUACUCUGCCACCAGGCAGGCAUCAUUACCUAGUGAUAUCUCACCUCACAGUGGGAGGUGCAACUACAGCCUGGACUUUCUCAGAACCUUAGAAGUUCUUUCGACAUGAUUCUCCAGAACCGGGAACAUACCUCCUCUUGGAAGAAUGUUUUUUUAUUUUUUAUUUCUUUUCAUCUCGAUCACACAAAGGGAAGAAAGAGGUUAGGUCCUGCUGAUGUAAAGGAAUUCAAUAUAUGAUACCGGUUUCUGUGUAUUGAAUGUGCAUAACACAACACAUUAAAGAAGCUGUGGUUUUAGAUGAGGGUAGGCCCUUGAUCUAUCGACUGUUAGACUUUCAGGGUUUCUGUAGAAAGGGGAGGAGUGGACCGAAGCCUCUGGUCUCUCUCAUCCUAUCAGUCUCAACCUAACCUCAUGACAUCCUCUGCCAUUGUGAAUGCUGACUGAGGGAGGGACAUCCUCUGCAUCAGCUGGCUUUCUCUCCAAUUACACAGUGGCUUCCAUGUUCUGAGGAGCCAAUGAGGAUCACACUCUAAAAGGCCCGUAAUUUUUUUGCACAGAGAUUCACACUAAGAGUCAACGCUAAGGAUCAAUGGAAUCUGGUCACUUAGUCGUUUUCAAUUGUGUAUUUAUUAGUGUUGUUUUUACAAAGAACCUGAAUGAACUGUUUUUGGUAUUUUCGUUCAUGGAAGAGAGUGCCUGAACUGGUGUCUCAACAGAAUGCACUUGUGCUCUCUUUAUGACAUUGACAGCAAGGAAACUAACGGAAAACUCCAUCACCCAGAAGCCAGUGCGUGUCAGGACUGUAUGCUGCUGCAGGCUCAUAUAGAAGCAUAUCAUGUGUUAAUGUGCACGUUUUGUCAUUGCAGCCGACUUUAAAGGCGAGUCGGGACUGACUGAUCUACAAAUCACCUUGCAUCAUAAAUAACUACUCAAUAUUAUUUGUAGGUCAGUCACUAUUUACCCAUGAUACAUCACGGUUUUGAUGCUCUAGCCUGUAGCAUAGAUUCAUUGACACAUGUACUCUUCAGCAAGCAACCCACUUGACACAUCUCUUAGGCUCCUAGUUCUGAGUGAUAAUGUGUCUUCUCCAUACGAUGCCUUUCCCUGUAUAUCACAUAAAAAUGUCAGUUUAUAUAAUCAGUUGCCCUUAUUCAAUACUAAUUGGCAUAUACUGUACCGUGAAAUAUCCUCAGUGUAGAUGAAAUGUUAAAAGGAUAAAGACAUAACAGUCGAGUUAAUUUGAUCUCAGAAGAGUCAGUGUCUUAUUGGACUUACACAGUAUAUCAGUGCACCGUGUUAUCAUCAUAAUACCAGAAUUGAACUGACACGUCACUAACUGGUGACACAGUACAGUUGUCAGUGAAUAUUUUGCAAUAUCAAAGGGGAUAAACCACAGAACUCAAACACAGCCUCUGGCUUCGCUAUCUCUGGGGCUGAGGUAUAUGACCUGCUCUGGAGCAAAAUGCCUUUUUCAUUUGUUUUAAUAUUUUACAGUUUUCUUUUGAGUUUUAAACUUGUAUGUAUACCACCAGGGUACAUUUAACUUUUUUGUUAAUCCUUUUUAUACAACUACAGGUCGCCAAACAGCAGUCAUGAGUAGAAGUGGAGACACGAAGCUGCUCUAUCGCUCGAAGUAAACCGCUUCUAUUCAGUCACGGGAGCAUGUACAUUUGUUUGUCAUACGAACCUACUGGCCUUUCUGCCAAACUGUAAACCUUUGGUUGGUCACCGUUUUUUUGCUGUAUAGAGUUACACACAGUGAGAAUAUGUGUAAGAAUUAAACGGAGCUGUGAAUACAAAAAAAGUUACAACAUUUCAAGGCUUGGUGUUUUAGAUGGUGUGUGAUACGUUUGACAGAUUGUAUUGAUAUUUAUUAACAUGUGUGCAAAAAUGUAUCAUAUGUAAAGAAAAAUGAAUCCUAAUUUUUAAAACACAUGGCAGAUAUGUAAAUGCUUAUUCAUGUAGCUAAAAUGCAUGAGUGUUGGAUGUAUGCUGAAACGGCAAUAAAACCAUGCAGUUAUUUUAAAAA
Messenger RNA from Salmo salar (Atlantic salmon), 9842 nucleotides. Lineage: Eukaryota; Metazoa; Chordata; Actinopteri; Salmoniformes; Salmonidae. The record is from RefSeq and is a predicted model, not a curated record.